Messenger RNA from Psylliodes chrysocephalus, 2194 nucleotides. The record is from the annotation of a GenBank genome assembly. Lineage: Eukaryota; Metazoa; Arthropoda; Insecta; Coleoptera; Chrysomelidae.
GUUAAACUUGGAGGUUAGAAUUUUUCAACUCAUUAAGAUCCAAAUUAUUAUAUUUGUUUUGAACCCACGGACCCUGAGAUUAAGCAGUAAAAGUCGAGUUACCGGGUGAGUUAAAAAUUUUUUUUUAAUAUAUUGUAAAAUUGAUUGGCCAUAACAAAAUUUUUAUAUUUUAUCAAAAUUAUCUACAUAAUUUAUAAUAAAACUAAAUAUUUUCAUAUCAAAUGGCGCCCAACGUAGGGCUGUCAAAUUGACAGGUUGUCAAUGUCAGAUUGACAGGUAUAUAAAAAUUUCAAUUGUCAAAUUUAUAUAUUUUUUUUCGAUAGGUUAUUAGGAUUAUUAGGAUAGAUAGUUUGAAUUUUAGAAAAACAAAUUUUAUAAAAUAAAGGCAUUGGCGUACAAUAAAAGGUAGUAUAAUAAAUUGUUUUGAAUUUGUAUACAUUAAAUUUAAAUUUCUUAUAAAUUAAAUAGGAAAUAAAUUUUGCCAUGGAUUUAAGAGGGGGAAAAAAAUAGGAGAAGGUGAAGAAUUAUUAGAAGAAACAGAAGUAGUAAGAAGGAACGAUAGACGUGAGAUGGAAAAUCAAAAUGACGAAGCCAUAAGUUUUGAAGGAGAGAAAGAUAAAUCAAUAAGGAUCAGAGCAGAACUAGAGAAAAAGGACCAAGAAAAGACAGUAAUUCAAAUGUUGAUAGAAAUGGAUGAAAAUAGAAGAAAUGAUAAAGAAGAAAGAAAAAAAGAAAGGUUAGAAGAUAUAGAAGUAAUGAAUAAAAAAAUGAAUGAAAUAAAUAAAAAAUUGGACGAAAAUAAAGAAGUUAUAGAAGCAAUGAAUAAAAAAAUGGACGAAAAUAGAAGAAAUGAUAAAGAAGAAAGGUUAGAAGAUAGAGAAGAAAUGAUUAAAAAAAUGGAUGAAAAUAGAAGAAAUUAUAAAGAAGAAAGGUUAGAGAAGAGAAAAGAAUUUAUAAAGAAAAUUGAGAUAAUGGAGGAAAACAUAAAACAGGAUAUAAAAAGUGAAAUAAAGAAGGUAGGAAAGAAACUGGAAAUAAUAGUACAAGAAAUAAAAGAAUCAAACUUACGAACAAUAAAUAAGAUAGAACAAAUAAGAAAAGAAAACAAAAAUGAUAUAAGAGUGGACAUGAUUGAAAGAAGUAUAGAAGUGAAAAAUUUUCAAAAUAAUGUAUUUGAAAUUUUAGAAGAAAAACAAGAAUUUUUAAAACAUGAAAUAAAGAAAGAAACAGUCGAACAAAAAAUUGAAGAAAAAGAUAUUAGUAAAGAUACAGAAGAGAUAGAAAGAGAAAAAGUAUGUAUAAGUGAACAAAAUAAAGGAAAAACAAAAAUUGAAGAAUUAAAAAAGAAAUCGAGAAACAAAAAGGAAAUUACAAAAAUAAUCGAACAAGAUAAUAAAAGGUACAAGGAAGGUAAAAUGAAAAUAAAUAUAGAAGGAUUAUUAAAGAAAGAAAUAAUUAAAAAGAUAAAGAAAUAUAAGAAACAAAAUAUAAUAAGAAAUAAGAAAUCUAAAAGUAUAAACAAAGAAUUUAGUACCAAACAGAAGAGUAAAAAUAUAUGGCAGAGGAAAAUUAAAAUAAAAUAUAAGCAGGAAUUAAUAAAGAUAAUGAAAAAUAGAAGAUUAUCGGAGAAAGAAAGAGUAAGGACGAAAGUCAAAGAAAAGAAAUAAAUUUAAAUAGACGGACGGAAAAACUUGAAAAUCAAAAUAAGGUUAGAAUAUGGAAAACGAAUUGGAAAUAGGAAAUAUUAUAUUGAAUAUGGGAUAUUUUAAAAGUUCACUAAAUAAGUAAAAUAAAGAAUAUUUAGCAAAGAAAUGUAUUCCAAUAAAGAACAAAUAAAAUAUUAAAGAAGAAUAGAAUAUAAAUAAAAAAGAAAGGUAUUCAAAUGAAGAACAAAUAGACUAUUAAAGAAGAUAGAAUAAAAAAAAAUGUGUUCAAGAAGAGAUUAUUUAAAAGAAAGGAAUUGAUAGAGUAUAAAGUAAAAAGGUGAAGAAAGAAAAUGGUUCAAGAAAAAAGAGUAUAAAUGAAAUAUGUGUAUUGUGUAUUAUGAAAUAUGUGUUUUAUAAAAUAUGUGUAUUAUGAAAUAUGUGAAUUAUGAAAUAUAUUAUGUAUAAAGAUAAGUUGAUGAUUUAUAAUAAAUAUUAUUAUGAAAUAUUAAAUAGAAUUAUAAAGAGAAAUAGUGUGAAGAAUGUAUGAA